AUGGAUUCCAGCCUAGAAACGGUCGCUCAUGCCCUGCUCUACCACUGGAUCUCGAGGUGUGGAGUUCACCUGCGAAUCACAUCUGAUCGUGGAGGUCAAUUCUUCCCCGACACUUUCGAGAAGCUGUCCGAGCUACUGGGGAAUCGAAGACUGAUGACAACGCCUUACCAUUCCCAAGCGAACGGGUUGGUGGAACGCCUGCACAGACAACUGAAGGCAGCUCUCCACUGCCAUGGCAACGAGUGGUACGACGCUAUACCUGUCGUCCUGUUGGGCGUCCGCAACGCAUGGAAGGAGGACAUUCAGGCCACGCCAGCGGAACUCACCUAUGGAGAGCCACUUCGCCUCCCAGGGGAAUUCGUCGCGCCAUCAGCUGACAACGCAGCCGCACCAGACCUCGUGAAGAGGUUGCGAAGCCGUCUGCGCAAGCUAGCUCCAUCUCCAACGUUUCAGCACGGAGUGAAACCAACAUUCGUCUUCAAAAACUUGGCAACAUGCUCUCACGUCUUCGUCCGGAACGACCAAGUGCGUCGAGCGUAUGGCUCGCCUUACUCUGGCCCCUUCCGUGUGAUCAGCAGGCAUGAGAAGUUUUUCAACAUCCACUUCCGCGCUGGAGGCAUUGGGGACUACACGAGCGUGCCAAUUUCUAUCGACCGUCUGAAACCCGCGUAUGUGUUACCGGAGGACUUGGACCAAGUUCUGGGUCAAACUCCGGGUCCACAACAUCAACAGGCCGUUCGACCAGCUCAUCAGCUGAUACUCAGGGUCCUCCAAAGCCAUCAUCAGGGCGCAAGAAGAUUGCAUACCGUCUGCGGAAAGCCUAGUCCUCACUAA
Diachasma alloeum is the source of this 834-nucleotide messenger RNA. RefSeq lists its product as uncharacterized. Gene Ontology annotation, molecular function: nucleic acid binding. The record is from RefSeq and is a predicted model, not a curated record. Bases 1 to 834 code for a protein of 277 amino acids. Gene Ontology annotation, biological process: DNA integration. NCBI's taxonomy places the organism in Eukaryota, Metazoa, Arthropoda, Insecta, Hymenoptera, Braconidae. The transcript has 2 exons.